AUCAAUAGUUUGGUCAUAGACAUAUUUUGUGUUGCGGAAAUGCGAUCUGUCGAUUCGGACUUUCCGGACAGGAUCUUUACUAAGCUUUGCCGCUAUUGCCAGGAGAUGGUUCGAAAAUCUCGUCAGCCACUUCAUGACCGCGCAGAUAAUAAACUUUAUAAUACGCGAGAUCUUCCGCAAGAGAGUCGAGCUGCUCACCAGCCCAACUUGUCUCAAUCAAGUGCACAACAGCUUGCUUCUCUGAGAGAUCUUCAACUGGCAGCUGCUUCUUCAUCCCGAGAACCUCCUGAAGUGGCCGCUGCCAGAGGCAGUUCUUCGCCCUCAUCGUUGGGCGCGACGGGAGCGCAUACCACCGACGCGUCGACGUCUCAGACAAGGAGAAGGCGCGAGACUAGGGAGACAUCGCGGACUUUGGCAGGUGCUCAGGGAUCGUCUCGCUCUCGUCAGCCUCCCUCAACAGAUGCAACUGAUCCAGCAAUCGCAGCUACACGAUCUAAUGCACCUACCGAUUUCACCUCUAAGUCUAUGUCAUCGACCCCAUCUGUCUCUCAAGCACAUCAUCAGCAAUCAUAUCCUGUACAGGCAGGUCAUCCAGUGGGGACCCAACAGCAAAGUGUUCAACGCACCAGGCCCCCGUCCACAUCUCAACCCGCGUCGUCUCAGUAUUCAGCUUAUACUUCUUCUCACACUUCCACUGUUCCAUUUACCUCCAGUCAACGUGCAGGUGAUGCAAGUGGCAUUUUGCAACCUGGUACAGUGCAUGAUGAUCGCAGUCGUAUGGGAUCACAAGUGCUUCCUCAGUCUCAACAGGCGAGACACCAUGCUCCCGCUCCAUUAUACCGCUUUGGCUCUAUUGAUCCUGGUGUUGAACCGUCUUCACACUCUGGUCAGGCGUCAGCCCAGAAUGCCUCACUAGUCCCAUCUGCACAGUACACACCCGGCGCUGUAAGGCAGCGUGCUUCGGAGCAAGGCAUACCUCCUAUACCUUCAGCUCAGGCUGCUCACCCGGAACGUCGUAUGCAUGUGAAUCCUGGUGUCUCAUCGGCCUCGGCUUCGGUAUCUGCGAGUAUUUUUGCCCAUCACCCCUUACCCUCUGCUGUCUUGACUUCCGGUACCUCUACCUAUAGUCCGCAGCAACAACAACCUGGUUUCUACCCUUCUUCUACGGUUGCUGCUGGACCAUCUGGUCCUUUUAAUGCUCAUCCUGGUUCGUCUUCGCAUGCUGGUGCUCUACACUUGGGGACCUCUCAGGGUCCAGCAUCUACAAACCCGACCAAUGUCGGAUCCUUCCCGAAUCUUCAGCAACAAUUCUACAAUCAGAACGCUGGAACAUUGCAUGACAUGACUACCCUUGCUAAUGCACUACCUGCUGUUCCCACAUCUUCGUCUACUUCUCAUACUGCGUCGUAUCCACCCCAGCGCCAGAUAGUUGUGCCUCCGCAGUCUCAUGGAAGACCUCCUCUUCCACCCGGUCAACCGCAGCACAAUGCGGCGAAUCAGUACCAUCCAAGCUCAACACGCCCUCCCCCAUCUGGGAAUAACUACUAUAACUCUGCUCGCUAAGUUGCCUUCGCUAUGACAUGACGCAUGCUGUCUCCGUUACUUCGACUUUCACAUCCUGUUUUCUACCUUGUCCUGCUCUCAUUGCUAUUCACCUAUGCCAGUCUCACUUUUCUUUAUUAUGCGACCCUCAAAUUCAGGUUUCCGUCCAUUGCAGCGCACUCGUCUGCCUAUCCCGAUACUAAGUUUACAUCUCCAUGUAGAUCUAUCAACGCCCAAAUAUGCCUUAGUAUUGUUCGAUCUGUUGCUUACCUGUACGAAUUGUAUGCCUUCCUUGAAA
This is a messenger RNA of Somion occarium, 1840 nucleotides long. The record is from the annotation of a GenBank genome assembly. Lineage: Eukaryota; Fungi; Basidiomycota; Agaricomycetes; Polyporales; Cerrenaceae.